Molecule: messenger RNA, 2355 nt
Organism: Fusarium odoratissimum NRRL 54006
Lineage: Eukaryota; Fungi; Ascomycota; Sordariomycetes; Hypocreales; Nectriaceae
Product: acetyltransferase
Exons: 3
Coding region: 998-1399 (133 amino acids)
Biological process (GO): N-terminal peptidyl-methionine acetylation
Cellular component (GO): NatB complex
Molecular function (GO): protein-N-terminal amino-acid acetyltransferase activity
Source: RefSeq, a predicted model, not a curated record
CCGCCUUAUUUCACGAGUCGCGGCGUAAAUCAGGAAGCUUCGGGAAUUUUUGUCGACCCUCUCUUGCAGUAAAAUAUUGUAUCGCAGACUUAGUGGUUGCUUGAUCUCCUUUCAAAAUGGGGGAUGUCGAGGGAGAGUCGGCGACGCUUGAAAUGAUAUCGGCUUAGGUGACCAGGGACCCUUAUUAGGUACUGGCUAACUAAUUAUUGACCACACCAAAUUGGCCGCCAACAAAAGGACAGGACAAUGAACGAACCGAGCUCCCAGGGCGUCCCAUAUGCUUAGGGUUCAUUUCUUUAUGCGGGUAUUUCGACUCAACUCAACAGCGUUUAAUAUUUCUGGAUAUCGUCGUGGCGGCUCGAUGUUGGUAGCGAAACACAAGGUGGACCGUGCCAGGACUGGCGCUAAUGCGGGCAAAGGGUAUUGGUGUUAGUGCCAGCCCAGUGGAGGAGAUAAUGUUAUGCAGAAUGUCUAGGGGAAUGUCAAAACGUUUACUAUCAUUUGUGGCUUAGGUUGUCUCCAAAUAAAUCGCACAGCCACGCUACACCAAAAAGAAGCAAACUGGACUUAUCAGAAGCUCUCGCGGGACAGUCUGAAGUUCGGAUUUCUCAUAUACAUCUCUCGUUCUCAUCAGACACGCCCCCGAACUGUCUCGAUUUUACUUGUUUGGCUGAAGACAGACAAACUCCAGCUUCGUACCGCCAUUCUUUUACAUAAAGUGUGGCUCCUAUAUUUCUUGAUCAGAAAACGCAAAAGCAGCUCUGAAUAUGGCGACGUUUCGGCGGUUUCGACCUGACGAUGUGAACAAGUUUUCCAAGUGCAAUCUUGACCCCUUCACGGAAACUUACGAGCUCAAUUUCUACCUCCAAUACCAUGCCAAAUGGCCAUCCCUCUUUCAAGUUUGUGAGGAUAUGGAUGGAAACAUUGUUGGAUAUAGUGGGAUUUAUCCUUUACAUUCAGUACCAGCUUGUCGAGGCUAACAUAUUGACUGGCAGUCAUGGGCAAGGUCGAGUCUUCUCCGGACGCCUACAAAUUCUCCGAGCAUUACCUACCAUGGCACGCUCACAUAACGGCGCUCACUGUUGCCCCGGAAGCUAGAAGAUCUGGCAUUGCAAAGAUCUUGACUGAUCAGCUGGAAGUUGCAGCUGAUGCUGAGAACGCCUGGUUCGUGGACUUGUUCGUUCGAAGCAGCAACCACAGAGCCAUUGCCCUUUACAAGAAUCUGGGUUACAGCGUCUUCCGCGUGGUGAAGGACUACUACGGUGACCACGCAACGGACCCUUCCAGGGCGAGCGAGGACGCAUUCGACAUGCGCAAGCCCAUGAAGCGGGACAAGGAUCGUCAGCACAUUCGAGAUGAUGGAGAAACUCAUAUGGUUGAUCCCGAGGAUGUUUGGUAAAUGGUAUCAACAUGCGAUUGUCCUUUCCAUGACUCCAUCGAGCUUGAAACUCAACUCAAAAUCCAGUGCUCCGUCCACUUCAUAAACGCUUCCACUUACAAAGGUACUCUCAGGGCCGAGGAGGAAAGCUAUCACAUUGGCACACUCUUCUGACGUACCUUGGCGCUGGAAGGCAGUUGGCUCGUCGAAAGCGGCGUCGUCUGGUCGGUUGUGCAUAUCCCAUGCCUUCUUCAUCAAUGGGGUAUAUAUAGCUCCAGGAGCAACAGCGUUCACUCGCACUUCUCGGUGGCCGUUCUCCUUUGCUGCCGCUCUUGUCAACCCAACUAUUCCAUGUUUGCUGGCGUCAUAGGCGCCGUGCUUGGCAAAUCCUGAUUAUACUGGUCAGCUUUAAAGACCCACUAUGUGCAGUUUGCAACCUGCCCUUGAUGCCAUGAAUAGAAGCAACGUUGACGAUGGAGCCUCCGUCUACUAUCCUGUUGAGCUGUGCCCGUAGACAAUACAUUGUUCCUGUCAAGUUCACAGCGAUGAUCUUAUGCCAUUCUUCAUCCUCAAGUUCCGCUACGGCACGAAGACCGUGGUGCUUCCCAAUGAUGCCAGCCACGUUAGCUGCCCCGUCGAGUCUCCCAUAUUUCUCAACAGUAGCGUCUAGCCAGUCUUCAACUUGGGGCCGCUGUGAGACGUCGACACGAGAAACUAGCGCCUCGAUGCCCUGCUCCUCAAAGUAUGCUGUAGCAGUUGACAUGGCAUCGGGGUCAAUGUCGGCGAUGCUCACAGUAGCCCCGCGUUGUGCAAGAACUUUGGCUGUUGCGAAGCCGAUUCCGCUUGCACCGCCAGUCAGUGCGUAAACUUUUCCUUUAAGUGACAUUGUCCGUGGCUUCGAGAUCGUGAGUUGGCUGCUAGAUAGCAAAUGAGGAAUGAGUCAGAUGCUAUGGUACAAAAGGAUAUAUAGAGAGAUA